AUGGGUAUCCUGCAAGAGAGCAGUGCUACGAUCCAACUUGCGGGCCUCUGGGGUUCCAUUGACUGCGUCGUUGACGCCGUGAUUGGGUUCCUGUCGGCAAACUACACCCUUCCUGCCUUCGAAAUCGAAGAAAGAAUUGAGACCGAGAGAAGGAGAACCGAACUUGCCAUUCGGAAUGUACCACCUGCGACAAUCCGACAAUUUCUUCACUUCGCUUGGGUCAUCAUGAGACUAGUCAUAAAGAGCCUGAUCCUGUGCAGCCUGUUUGAAUACGCGGAAUUUCUGAGCAGGCGGGACCAAAUGCCGAAAAUGCUGAUUGUGGAGCCCGGCCAGGGAAGCUUUGUCGUCAGGGAAAGCGUGAAUACGUAUUGACCGACUCGACGCGUGGCAGAUACGCUGCAGCCGCAUGAUGUUUCAAUGCUAUAUAAUAAGAUAUAUUCGUUUAUAACAGCCGCAAUCUAUGAAGUCGUAGGUAGCACUUGGCUAACUACCCUUAGUCGAUGUUGCCGCCGUGGAACAAUUAAGAUGAAGCAUGGUUCCCGAACUUUCCAAUUAACUCCCGACCUAGCGCUUUAGGAAACUGCUACCACAACACUCUGCGUCACGACUUACGAACCUCAUUUGCCUUCACGAGAUUAUAUACAUAUUUGUCUGGUAUGUUCAUCUAUAUUGCUUUGUCAAGCUGCUUGAUGAAGUUUUAUGGCUAUGCCAUGGUUUAUGUGUUGCUGUUAUAUAAGCAAUAUCAAGUGUAUUUCAUUUCUAUUGGGCCGAGAUACUAUGCAUGAAAGUACCUUGGCUUGCAUUGCAUUUGAUGGCGCCUAAUAAAAUAAACAAAACAUGAA
Rhipicephalus microplus (southern cattle tick) is the source of this 842-nucleotide messenger RNA. RefSeq lists its product as uncharacterized. Lineage: Eukaryota; Metazoa; Arthropoda; Arachnida; Ixodida; Ixodidae. The record is from RefSeq and is a predicted model, not a curated record.